AUGCCCGUCCUUGUAGAUGAUGUAUUGACACUCCCAGAGUGGCAAAAUGCCCAGGAAGGCAAAGUUUUCCUUACUGGAGCAACUGGGUUCGCUGGAGCCUAUAUGCUGGCCCGGCUUUUAUCCAUGCCGACUGUCAAGAAAGUAGCCUGCUUAGCUCGAGGCCGGGGCGAACAAACACCGGCGAACCGCAUUCAGCAGGCCCUGGAGAAGUACCGGUUAUGGGAUGGCAGCCUCGAGAGGGCACAGAAAAUCAUCGUCAUUGAGGGAGACCUGGCGGAUGACGCUCUGGGUAUGGCGGAAGAUCAAUACAGAUGGCUCCCAAAUGGGCCAGUGCUAUCUUCCAUGUGGGAGCAAGGGUCAAUUGGUGCGAGCCCUACGAGGCUCACUUCGAAUCUAAUGUCCUAG
Molecule: messenger RNA, 405 nt
Organism: Aspergillus udagawae
Lineage: Eukaryota; Fungi; Ascomycota; Eurotiomycetes; Eurotiales; Aspergillaceae
Product: putative PKS/NRPS-like protein biosynthetic cluster
Exons: 1
Coding region: 1-405 (134 amino acids)
Source: RefSeq, a predicted model, not a curated record